UAAUUAUCUUUCAGCUGUGGUCAUUUUUUACAUCACAUAAACCGAUAUAAACAUGGCUGUAGCAAACAUACUGAAAGGUGCAGGAAAACCACAUCCUCUCUUAUUUGUACAACUGACACUAUAAAUCUCAAAAAUGAUAGUUUCCAAAUAUGAGUGACAAAAAGAAAAACGUUCCUCCAGCUCCUAAAAAGAGGACAGCAUUUGUCAUAGAGUUGGGAGACGUUUCUAGCGAAAGUCAAAAUCCAACAGUUUUGGUCACAAUUGACCAACCAGAUAGUGAAGAAACGGAACCUAAGUUAAGGCCAGUUUUGGAGGCUGUAUUGUAUGGCAAACUUGAAACUCUCAAGAAAUUGCUUGCUACAAGCCCUAGUGAUGUGAAGUUGGUGUUUGGACCACUGAGAGUGACCUUGCUGCACCUAGCUGCGUAUCACCAGCCGCAUCUUGUAUCCACUUUGAUAAAAAAUGGAGCCAAUGCUACUGCUUUGGACACAGUUGGAAGGUCAGCUUUCCACCUGGCUUGCACUGCAGCUUCAAGCCCAGAGUGCAUCAAAGCUCUUAUUGACGCCGGAUCUGAUGUCAAUCAAAAGAUCAUGCUGCCUAUGCAAAUGUGGACUCCGAACACUGCUGUGAGGCACAACCACGGAGAAAAUAAAAAGUGGCACAUGAGAAGCAACCAUGUUUCCACAGAGAAGAAGCGUCUUGUUCCUCAAAACAAAAAUGACCAAAACGACAUACUAGGUGUUAAGUAUCCAAGAAGUGGAAUAGGCAGUGAGUUGCCAGUGCCCGAUUGCUUAGGCCGGACUGGUCUCCACCAGACUGUGAAAGCAGCUAGUCCUGACUGUGUUAAGAUUCUCCUAGCUGCCGGAGCAAUAGUCGACGUCAAAGACCAAAAGGGCCUCACACCCUUGCUCUUAGCUGGCGCAGGAGUAUCUCCAGAUGACCUUGAUAGUCUCAUAAGAUACGAAGCGGUUGUGAGAAUGCUGGUAGACGCUGGUGCCGAUGUCAACAUUUUGAACCCUGAUACUGGGACGUCUGCACUGCACCACGCAGCUGCAAGAUGCUCUCUGAGUGCAACCAAACUUCUGGUGGAACACGGAGCCAUGGUGGACAAAAUCAGUGCCACUGGAGCAACAGCCAUCCAUGAAGCGGCUCACUCGGGAGCUCUGCAGGUGUUGCAGUUUCUGCUAGACAUCAAUGAAGGCUUGGGUCUGGUGAACAAACAGGACCACGUUGGUCAAACUCCACUGCACAAAGCUGCCUUCAGUGGAAACAGAGGCUGUCUAGAAAUUCUGAUGCGCAAAGGUGGCCAUUUGAGUCUUUUGACGCACAGUGGUACUUCAGUCCUCGAUGCUACUUUUAUGCACAUCGCCCGGCCGUACCACUUCUUGGCAGCCAUCCUGGACAAUUGCCUUCAAACCAACAACGUAUCUGUACUUGAUAGAGCAUUUAAAGUAUAUUUGGACUUCAGCAUUUUGGCACCCCAUGGAUGUGAUAGGCAAACAUCAAUUUUGAGAGAAAUUUUCAACUCUCCAAAAGGUCCUGGCCACUCUAUACUACUUCGUCACCCUCUUCUAGAAACGUUUUUGUGGCUCAAGUGGCAAAAGCUACGUAUAUUUUUCUUCUUCAUUCUCUUUGUGUAUGGAAGUUAUAUGGUAUCCCUCAGCGUUUUUGUCCUUGCUGAGGGUGAGGAGGAACUGCGUUUUCUUGUUCCGUAUGCCCGACACAUUCUUAUAACAACGUCGUGCAUGCUUCUCCUACACAUAAUCAUUCAGUUCUUUCUAAGACCUUGGUUCUACAUUCGUGAGUUCGAGACUUGGAACUUUGCUUUUUGUGGAGGAGCUUCCAUAAUAGUAGCGGUUUGCAAUGAGCAGUUGAAAGAGUUUCAAGUACAUAUGACAUCUGUUGUUCUUUUACUUGCUUGGACGGAGCUGCUGUUGUUGAUAGGCAGAUUUCCAACGUGGGGCAACUACGCCUUGAUGUUUUACACAGUGCUUAGAAAUGUCAUGAAAGUGAUGCUCACAUUUGUGUUUAUUGUGCUUGGCUACACUCUUAGCUUUUACGUCCAGUUCAACAAGCAAGAGUCCUUUGAUGGCCCAUUCAAGGCAUUUGUCAAAACUGUAGUAAUGAUGGCUGGAGAGUUUGACUAUAAAGACCUGUUUGAAAUGGACAACAAUCAUUCAUUGUCAUCUUCGGGCAAAGCUCUACAUAAGGACCCCUUGGACGUAAUCAGCAGAUUAAUAUUUUUGACUUUUGUGAUUCUUACUACGAUUGUCAUGAUGAAUCUGAUGGUUGGUCUUGCUGUCAGUGACAUUCAAGCCGUGCAAACUGAGGGGCAUUUUAGGCGCCUCUUGAAGCAAGCACAAUUUGUGGACCACUUAGAAACGAUUAUCUCUCAUUCAAUACUUACCAAAAUGCUGCCUAAAUGCUUAGUCAGGUUUCUGGUCCAGCGUAGAAGGGUGGUUACAGAGCUUGUUCUCCAACCCAGCGCAGUUGAGCGAAAGUCCAGGUACCCUAAGAAGUUACCUCGUCGAUUAAUAGAGGCGUGCGUGGAACUGGCAGUACGACAAAAAGCAAUUUCCCAAUUGAAAUGCGACGAGGAAAUUAUGUCAACUGGAAAAGAAAGCAGAUUUGUUUGGCUUGAUGGAAGCUGUGAUGGCUCUCAAAGCGACUUAUUUGGAGUGCAACAACAGGCCACGCUCGAGGAUAUGAUGAUGCGAAUGUACGAAGAGCUGCAGGACAUGAAGAACCUAAUUCAGACAUCAGCUGUGCGACCUACUUUUCCCAAAAACAGAACUCUUUCGAUCAAGGAGUCUCGCAGACUCAAUCCGCAUGUGCGAAGCAGUGCAAAUUCAAGAGCGUCUAGGCUCGAAGAUGUUGUAUGCGAGGUGCAAGGAGCGCAAUGUAUGCUCCAGAGGUUAAAAGAAAACUAGUGUACAUAUUUUUACUCAGUAACUCUUAGUUACUUAAACAAAGCAUUUAUCAUUUGCUCAUAAUUAUAAAUUAUUUGGACAUUCAUUAUUUAAAGUUUCCUCAACUUAUCAACAAUUAUAAAAAAACCUAUAUAGAAAGGAAUAAAAGUUGAAAUAAAAUCGAAGUAAUUCCAA
This is a messenger RNA of Neocloeon triangulifer, 3104 nucleotides long. Its product is annotated as transient receptor potential channel pyrexia-like. Gene Ontology annotation, molecular function: protein binding; monoatomic ion channel activity. NCBI's taxonomy places the organism in Eukaryota, Metazoa, Arthropoda, Insecta, Ephemeroptera, Baetidae. The record is from RefSeq and is a predicted model, not a curated record. Gene Ontology annotation, biological process: monoatomic ion transport; transmembrane transport. The transcript is spliced from 11 exons. Gene Ontology annotation, cellular component: membrane. The coding region runs from base 150 to 2930 and encodes 926 amino acids.